Molecule: messenger RNA, 630 nt
Organism: Colletotrichum truncatum
Lineage: Eukaryota; Fungi; Ascomycota; Sordariomycetes; Glomerellales; Glomerellaceae
Product: GNAT family
Molecular function (GO): acyltransferase activity, transferring groups other than amino-acyl groups
Source: RefSeq, a predicted model, not a curated record
AUGACGACGCCGGUGGUUGAGAAAGCCCAGCUGCAUGAUGCGGCUGCGCUCACGGAGGUGUUUUUGAAAGGCUUCAACGACGAGUACUUCCAGACUCUUUUCCCUCAGAAUGAGUUUGGUAGAGAGUACAUGAUCCGAGCGUAUGAGGGUUUCAUGCUCUCAAAAGAGCACAAGAGCCAAGAAGGGCAAGUUUUCGUAGUCAAGAACGAAAAAGGCGAAGUCGUUGCCGGUGCGCUUGUCUGGAUCAUCCGGCCCGAGGACAACGGAACCUGGUCAUGGCGAAAGCGUUGGCCUGCCGCAAACGAAGGCCAGAAGGACGAACUCCUCGACCAGUUCUUCACCGACAUGGCCACGCAGCACGAAAGCAUCAUGGGAAAAGACGCGCACAUUUACUUUGAGGUGAUCAUGACUGACCCUGCCUAUCAACGUCGAGGAUACGCCCUCGCACUUCUUCAACGCGCGGCCCAGAUCGCAGAUGACUUGGGCUACCGAUCGUACCUUGACUCCGACCCGGAUGUCACGCCACUUUACCAGCGCGCGGGUUACGCUGUAGCUGAUGGCGCAAACCAAACGUCAUUUAUGGUUCCGAUGGUGCGACCAGCUAAAUCACAGGUGUCAGCGGGGGUUUGA